Molecule: messenger RNA, 2124 nt
Organism: Spea bombifrons (plains spadefoot toad)
Lineage: Eukaryota; Metazoa; Chordata; Amphibia; Anura; Pelobatidae
Gene: SLC5A5
Product: solute carrier family 5 member 5
Exons: 15
Coding region: 1-1938 (645 amino acids)
Biological process (GO): sodium ion transport; iodide transmembrane transport
Cellular component (GO): membrane
Molecular function (GO): symporter activity
Source: RefSeq, a predicted model, not a curated record
AUGGACGAUUACACAGUAUAUGUUCCGGAGAAACUGACCUUCUCAUUAUGGGAUUAUGGGGUCUUUGCUGCAAUGCUUCUGGGAUCCACAGGCAUUGGACUGUUUUAUGCACUUUGUCAUGGGGGCCAGAGGACUUCAGAAGACUUUUUUACAGGGGGAAGGAAUAUGACUGCAUUGCCCGUAGGGUUAUCUCUGUCAGCCAGCUUCAUGUCUGCGGUGCAAGUUCUAGGGGUCCCGGCUGAAGCUUAUCGGUAUGGUGCUAAGUUUCUGCAGAUGUGCCUGGGUCAGACUCUAAACAGUCUACUCACUGCUUACUUCUUCUUGCCUGUGUUCUACAGACUGGGGAUCACCAGUACCUAUGAGUAUUUGGAAUUAAGGUUUUGCAGGAGUGUUCGACUCUGUGGCACCAUACAGUUCCUGUUGGGCACUAUGUUUUACACUGGGAUUGUGAUCUACGCACCAGCCUUAAUACUUAAUCAAGUUACCGGAUUGGAUAUUUGGUCAUCGUUAUUCUCUACUGGAGUAAUCUGCACAUUUUAUACUACUGUGGGUGGUAUGAAGGCUGUGAUUUGGACAGAUGUUUUCCAGGUGCUGGUAAUGCUCUCUGGAUUCUUUGCUGUUGCUAUCCGUGGUACCAUGUUGGCUGGUGGAGUCUCUGAAGUUUUGGACAUUGCAAGGAAUUACUCUCGAAUCAACUUUGGAGACUUUGACCCUGACCCCCGUCGACGCUACACUUUUUGGACCUUUGUUUUUGGGAGCACGUUCCUCUGGCUAUCUAUGUAUGGGGUUAACCAGGCCCAGGUUCAGCGCUACAUAGCAUGUAAAUCAGAAUGUCAGGCAAAGAUUGCAAUAAUGGUGAAUCAAGUGGCCCUCUACUUCAUUGUGUCAAGUGCGGUCAUCUGUGGCAUUGUAAUGUUUGUAUAUUACCUGAACUGUGACCCACUUCUGGCUGGAUAUGUUUCUGCACCUGACCAGUACAUGCCUUACAUGGUGCUGGAGAUUUUUGAUCAGUAUCCAGGAGUCCCAGGCCUCUUCCUUGCCUGUGCUUAUAGUGGGACCCUUAGCACAGCAUCUACAAGCAUCAAUGCAAUGGCAGCUGUAACAGUUGAGGAUCUCAUAAAGCCAAGAAUGCCACAAAUGUCCAUGAAGAAGCUGACUCUCAUAUCAAAGGGGCUUUCUUUUUUUUAUGGAUGUUCCUGUAUCACAGUGGCUGCACUAUCAUCACUCCUUGGAGGUGGGGUACUUCAGGGUUCCUUCACAGUAAUGGGAGUGAUCAGUGGACCACUACUUGGAGCAUUUAUUCUGGGAAUGUUUACCGUUUCCUGCAACACAAUAGGAGUCUUUUCAGGCCUUUUAGUUGGAUUUGUGCUAAGUAUGUGGGUAGCAGUAGGAGGUACCCUUUAUCCACCCACCCAAACAAUGAUGGGAGUCUUGUCUACCUAUGCAGAGCAUUGCCCCUUAUACAACUCCAGUGAAGGAAUCAUCUAUGGCCCAGCUCAAUUAUUAAAUAUCUCUACAUCAUUAGACGGUUCUUCCAUCACCGAACAAUUUUAUUCACUGUCCUAUCUGUAUUAUGGAGCUUUGGGUACAGUGAGUACAAUCUUGAUGGGAUCUCUUAUUAGCUACCUGACAGGACCCACCAAGAGAGAGGAUAUUGCCCUAGGUCUGCUGUGGUGGGACCUUACUAAGUUGUCCUGCUUUAAAUCAGUAGAGGUGAAAAAAGAAACUGAGAAAACAUGUGAUGAGAUCUCUUAUCCAGUGAAGGAAGGCUCCAACCGCUGCUCUUUUUCACAACCUAACCACCUAACGCAUUCUGACAAGAGAAGCUUCCUGCUGGCUCAGGAACACUCUAAAACCUCAGAAACGGACAUUGAAGCAGAGAACACUCCAAUUUCAUUUGCAGCCAUUAACAGUCUGGGAAGAGAGUCAUGCAUAUAAGGCACUGACACAAUAACUGAAUCAAAAGGACAAAAGGCUGAAUUUUGCUUAGUAUAAACCAGUAUGUAAUGGUCCAAAUGCACACAACAUUCCAUUUCUUAACAAGUCUAUGGAUUAUUUAGUAUUAUUGUAGUAUUUGUACAAAGAAACAGUACAUGUAAACCAAAAGAGUAUGCUGUGAAUGCA